UGGUGUUGCCUCCCUGUCGCUGCAGUGCAUUGCUGCUCGCUCGCCCUCUCUCUCUCUCUCUCUCUCUCUCUCUUCCUUCCUCGCUUUUGUACCUCGCCUCUUCCUCCUUCUCACCCGUCUCUUCCACAUCCCUCUCAUCCUCCUCCCUGCGGAUGCCUUGCACCCCCGCCCCAGCAUCCCGGCAAAUGGUUGUUCCAUCCCCGGCAACUCUGGACGCAGGACGCAGCGAAAAGGCUCACAGCUCCGUUCUGAUUUGAGCACACUGCGGAUUGACUUGAAAGAGGGGCGGACCAGGGACAGUAGGGAAACGAGGAGACGCCUGACAGUGGCCAGGAUCUCAUUUCGCCAUGCCAGUGCCGGAUCAGCCUGCAGAGCAGGAGAAGGGGGCCAUGGUUCCCCCUGUGAUGCCAUCCUCCAAUGGAGACAGAUCUGAGACAGAGACAACCUCCUCUAUCCUUGCCUCUGUCAAAGAGCAGGAGCUUCAGUUUGAGCGUCUGACCAGGGAACUUGAGGCUGAGCGUCAGAUUGUUGCCACCCAGCUGGAGAGAUGCAAGCUGGGAUCAGAAGCAGGCAGCAUGAGCAGCAUUAGUUCUUCAGAUGAGCAAUUUCGCUGGAACUCUCAAGCUGAUGGACAGAAAGAUAUUGAGGAUGAGUUGACAACAGGUCUGGAGUUGGUGGAUUCCUGCAUUCGCUCCCUUCAGGAAUCAGGAAUACUAGACAGUGGAGAACGACCGGCUCUUCUUUCCCAGAGUUCCUUGCAGCUCAACUCCACCCCGGAGGCUUCGCUCCAGUACUCUGCCAGCUACCAUAGCAACCAGACCCUCGCCCUAAGCGACAGCAUCUCUGCAGCAACUCCUCAGCGCAGCGGGCAAGUUGGAGGAGCUGUGCACAGCUACAACCAGGUGACAUCAAGCCGUGCAGCCCAGCAGCAACAAUCACAAACUGGGCCGGGGUCAGGUAUCUACUACUCCAGUGCCACCUUACCUGCCCAGGGUUCCCCUCUGUCAGGAGGGGGAGGCUCAGGGUCCGGUUCCCCCAGUAAACUUCAACGUCUGGGAUCAGCCUCUGAUGCACAAGGAUACGCUACCACUCAGCGGCUGCCUUCCUCUUCUUCCUCCUCUCCCAAACAGUCUCCUGCUAAUCGAUUGGCCAAAUCAUACAGCACCACAGUUGCUGUGACAACAGCAGGAGGGGGCGGUUCCCCCCUGAGGGUGGCAUCUCCACCUAAUUCCACAGCAGGAGGGGGAGGGGCCAGCUCCACAUCUUCCCCUCUUCACCAGAUGAGUUCAGGCAUAGGGAGCUAUGCAACUCUGUCUCCCAAACGACUGGCAGCUCAUCACGCUUCUGACCAGUACAAGAUCUCCCACGAACUCUACGCUACUGCUACACUGCAGAGACCUGGAAGUCUGGCAGGUUCUCGUGGCUCCUACAGUAGUCAGCAUAGUCAAGAGCCCCUUCGGCCUCUGGGGUCCCCAGAGCACCACAUAGAUCCGAUCUAUGAAGAACGUGUCUAUCACAACAAGGGCCCCAUGAGAAGCCUUAGCCAGAGCCAGGGCCCAGACUCAGGGCCCUACCGCAACAACACAGACCUGACCAUGCGUAUCCAUGAUCAGGUCCGUGACCUAAGUUAUGUCCUCUGUCCCUACUUUCCUGCCAUAGCACCCUCCUCCCCUGGUGUCGACUCCGCCCCUUUGCAGCGCACUGGAAGUCACGGCACAGGAACAGGAAACUACAACCGCGGCGGGACCAACAACUAUGCCACAGUGGGGCCAGGCUACACCUCGAGUGGUGGUAGCGGAGAUGUAUAUGGUUCAGAUCCCUAUGUGGCUGACCCCUACCGUACCCUGCAGUACUGCCCUUCAGUGGUGGAAUCACCCUACAGCAAGUCAGGACCAGCUCUGCCGCCCGAAGGCAGCCUGCAGCGUUCACCUUCUAUUGACUCUAUUCAAAAAGAUCCAAGAGAGUUUGGGUGGAGAGAUCCAGAGUUGCCAGAGGUGAUCCAGAUGUUACAGCACCAGUUCCCAUCGGUGCAGUCCAAUGCUGCAGCCUACCUACAGCAUCUCUGUUUUGGAGACAACAAAAUCAAAGCUGAGAUCCGUAGACAGGGAGGCAUCCAGCUGCUCGUUGAUCUACUGGACCACAGGAUGAGUGAGGUCCAUCGCAGCGCCUGCGGAGCCUUGAGAAACCUGGUGUAUGGCAAGGCCAAUGAUGAGAACAAAGUAACCCUGAAGAACUGCGGGGGGAUUCCUGCCUUGGUCCGCCUGCUGAGGAAGACCGGAGAUGUGGAAAUCAGAGAGCUAGUCACAGGUGUGCUUUGGAACCUGUCAUCAUGUGAUGCACUGAAGAUGCCAAUCAUCCAGGAUGCCUUGGCCGUUCUGACCAAUAGUGUCAUCAUACCCCACUCUAACUGGGACUCCUCCCCAAAUCACCAUGAUGACCGCAAGCUCCACAUCCAUACAUCCCAGGUGCUGCGCAAUGCUACAGGCUGUCUCAGGAACGUAAGCUCAGCAGGUGAGGAGGCGAGACGAAGGAUGAGGGAGUGUGAUGGGCUGACAGAUGCUCUGCUCUACGUUAUCCAGACCUCUCUGGGCAGCAAUGAGAUCGACAGCAAGACUGUGGAGAACUGUGUUUGCAUCCUGAGGAACCUGUCAUACCGACUGGCUGCUGAGACAUCUCAUGGUCAGCAAGGGGGGUUGGAAGAGCUGGAUGGCCUGCUUUGUGAUGCCAAUGGUCGCGAUGGAGAGAGCUCCGGUUGCUGGGGCAAGAAGAAGAAGAAAAAGAAGGGAGCUGACCAGUGGGAUGGCGUGGGCCCCUUUCCCGACACGGCGGAGCCCCCCAAAGGAGUUCAGAUGCUGUGGCACCCCACCAUCGUCAAGCCCUACCUCACCCUGCUGUCUGAAUGCUCCAAUCCUGACACUCUAGAGGGUGCAGCUGGGGCUCUGCAGAACCUGGCUGCAGGCAGCUGGAAGUGGUCAGUGUACAUCCGUGCUGCUGUCCGUAAGGAGAAAGGCCUUCCCAUCCUAGUGGAAUUAUUGAGGAUAGACAAUGACAAAGUCGUGUGCGCUGUCGCCACUGCUCUCAGAAAUAUGGCUUUGGACAUCAGGAACAAGGAGCUCAUUGGUAAAUAUGCAAUGAGAGAUUUGAUCCAUCGGUUACCAGGCAGCAGCAGCAGCAACAAUAAUGCAACCAGCAGUGGGACCUCUGGAACCACAGGCCCUCCCAGCAAGGCCAUGUCAGAUGACACAGUGACUGCCAUCUGUUGCGCACUGCAUGAAGUCAUCACCAAAAACAUGGAAAACGCAAAAGCUCUACGUGAUGCCGGUGGCAUCGAAAAACUCAUUGGCAUUGCCCGCAGCAAAGGAGACAAACACUCAGCAAAGGUGGUAAAGGCAGCUUCUCAAGUCCUCAGCAGUAUGUGGCAGUACAGAGACCUGCGCUCUCUCUACAAGAAGGAUGGCUACUCCCAGUAUCACUUUGUGGGCUCUGCCUCAACAAUAGAAAGAGACCGGCAGAGGCCCUAUUCUUCCUCGCGAACUCCGGUCUCUCCUGUCAGGACAUCUCCAAAUAACCUUCUGGUGAGAAACCCCGAGCGCCCCAGCCUCCCCAGAGAGAUGAUGAGUCUGAAGGAACGCAAGAUGGACUACGAUUCCACGGCAACCAACGCCGGUUUCCAUAGCAACAAAGGAGAGCACACAUCCCGGAAAGACGGCAUGGCAGUUCAAAUUUCCUGUGGGACAUCUACACUGUUCCGAAACUCUUACCUGACUGCCAGCGAUGAUAUCAAGCAAAACCAGCCUCAGCCACCGCAGCCUCCACCUCACAGCCAGAGCCGGAGCUUUGACGAGGCCUACUACGAGGACCAAGGACCACCGCCACCUCCGCCACCCCAGCCACAGCCACCGAUCCAGGCUCGCCAGCCUCAGGCCCACACCCAGCAACCUCCAAUCUCCACCGGACCACCCAGGGACCCGCGGGAAGAUCUGCGCAUGCAUCUGGGCCUCAAAUCAACCGGCAACUACGUAGACUUCUACUCGGCCUCUCGGCCAUACAGCGAACUAAACUACGAGACCAGCCACUAUCCGGCCUCACCUGACUCCUGGGUCUAGUUAGACUACAGUGUUGGGGGGCAAGAAAGAGUCUGUGUGUGCUUGUG
Messenger RNA from Maylandia zebra (zebra mbuna), 4153 nucleotides. NCBI's taxonomy places the organism in Eukaryota, Metazoa, Chordata, Actinopteri, Cichliformes, Cichlidae. The record is from RefSeq and is a predicted model, not a curated record.